Molecule: messenger RNA, 3202 nt
Organism: Pungitius pungitius (ninespine stickleback)
Lineage: Eukaryota; Metazoa; Chordata; Actinopteri; Perciformes; Gasterosteidae
Product: schwannomin-interacting protein 1
Exons: 7
Coding region: 95-1132 (345 amino acids)
Biological process (GO): positive regulation of hippo signaling
Cellular component (GO): cell junction; plasma membrane
Source: RefSeq, a predicted model, not a curated record
GUUUUUUCUUCUUCUCCCUCUGCGUGAAAUUCCUCAAGUUAGUUUCUUUUGUUUGCGUGUCAGCAACGAGAGUGAGUGGAUAUCUAGCAUUUGUAUGGUCCCCCGACCCGAAGCAGGCGACGUUGCGACACGCAGAGUCCUCUCCCCGGGCCGGGAGAGAGAGAGAGAGGGGGGGGGAGGACGAGGGGGAGACUCCCGAUGCAAGGGGAGGGAAGGGGGAGAUAACCAGGGGCCGUGGAGGAAGGAGCGGCGGUUAUGUGGCAAAACUCUCCGCCUCGCUGAAGAGUUGUGUUCUCGUUUGCGUGUUUGUGGAUACAGAGAGAUGGAAGGGGAGAAGGAGCGACAGAGGCAGCAAGGGGAAGAGAAGGAGAGCAACGAGGCAGAGGACAACAGGACGAGCGACGAGGACGCCGACAAUGAUGAAGAGGAGGAGAACGAAGAUUCCGAAUGCGCAGCCCUGGUCUGGCAAGAGGGCUACGGCGAGGACAACCUGGGGCUUCCCAUCAUGCACUGGGAGGCGCUAAGCCUGCGCAUUGCAGAGCUGGAGAAGCAGGAGGAGGCAAACAAGGAGAAGAGGGCAAAGAGGGGAGUUUCUCUGGAGAGAGGAAGAGCACCGGUCAGCUGGACGGAGGAGAGAGGGAGAAGAAGGGAGAGCUGGGAGGACGGAGAUGAUGCCUGCAACAGCCACGUGCUGGCGCUCACCUCCCGCCUGCAGACGCAGAUGAACCUUCAGCUCUGCUUCAUCAACAACAGUGAAAGUGAGGAGGAGGAAGAGGACAAGCAGAAGAAAGGGGCAGCUCAGGUCCAGAAGAGUCCUCAGCCUCCUGCCAAGCCGGAGAAACCCAAAUCCAGAGGCUUCAGGAACACCCUGAAGAACCUACGGGAUCGACUGAGAACUGACCACAAGACGAUGGCUGCAGCUCGUACUGAACCUGUAGUCCAGAGAAAACAUGUUGAGCGAAGUGAUCUACAGAACCUCAGCAUGAAGGACCUGAAUGCACUUUGUGCGUCUCUCAGCCAGAAUAUCCAAGACCUGAGCUCAGACCUGGUGGGCCGCCUGCAGGCCCGAGACCAGCUGAGGACAGAGCAGGACGCCAUGCUGCUGGAGGUGCAGGACCUGACGUCGCUGUGAGCCUGCGCAUCGCUCCGAGCCGGAGUUCCUGCAGACACACAAUAUAAUAUGUUUUAAGCCGGCCUCCACAAACAUCUCAGUCAGUCCCUGUGCAUGUCGGUCUGACCAGCCAAACAAUGUGAAGAGUGUCACUCCCCGAGAGGACAAAGACAUUCCGUUUUAAUGUUACUCAGUGCAUUGUGUAUUUAUAAGGAAACUUUUGUCUACCAGCAGUGGUUUGAAACUCAUGGCAGAACCAGCUGUGUUCAGUCAGAGCUGUACGGUACGGCCGACAAACAUCUGGGCAGUGGUUUCUGACCUGAGAGGAACGCACUGCCAUCCUUCACCUGGGUCACGUUUAGCUUAACCCAAUAGCGCCACGUUUGUGGGCGGUUCUGGACACGGAGAGAUGGCGCUGACACGUGUCCGACAUCCGAGUGGUCUCCCAAAGCAUCCAAGUAGUGUUGAUGGAGUCCAUCUCCAUUUUUCCUCAUUGUGGCAUUUUAUGACCACUUGUGCCGCUACGGAGCAACAUUUCCAUCAGCAGAUCCCAGCGCUCACAAGUACAGUAUGUCAUAAUACUGAAAGUACAAAAAUAGCAGAGGGGAAAGACUUAAGGUUUGAUGGCUAUUUUCCUCUCCCCUCCUGAGUUACACUUAUUGUUUAUAUUUUUUUGAAGUGAUAACCUUAAACAGUUCAUUAUUAACAUCUCCAAUGCAAAGAGUUAUGCUCUACUAAUAUUGAAUGUUGAAAUGUCAUUAACAGAGUUAAUAUUUAGAACUGUAAGGGUAUUUUUAAGUGCUAUUCUAAGUCCUCGGAAUCAAGUAACUAGUACUUAGUCUCCACUACAUCUUAGUGUCCGUAAUCAGAGUAGAGAGUAAAGUGUGGCUCAUCUUCUGUGAACAAAAGGAUUCAGAAGGGACUCCUGUUAAAAAGCUGCUAAUUCCGUCAACCGAGAAUUAUAUUUAGUUUUUCUACUUGUGUAGUUGUCUAAUUAGUUUUUUAAAUUUUUUUUUAAUUCAUGUUUAUCUUUGUGCAGCCUUUCUAUUUGGUUCAUAACCAACUUCCAACAGGAAUAUCCUGUAUUCAUCACAAACAAAUAUAUGAAUGCUUCACACCGUUAGAAACAUUGGAGUCUUGGCUGCAAUCGGCACUUAUCCGUUUAAAAAUACUUCUAAUACAACUCCAACAAGUUAUUAAAUAUGUUAUGCAAAUAAUUCCGGAAGAUUUGCACACGGCAGUGCUUAUGUACACUUUCUCGAGAAAAUGAGACACCAAACUGCUAGACGACGCAAGUAUUCAUACGACAGAAGGGCAAUGCAGAUUUUGACUCGUUUUGUUUCUCUGCAAUGAGGCACAAAAGCGUCUUCAAAAGUAGUUUCUCUUUAGACUGAGCAGCGGCCCUUAUGUAAAAUUCAAUUAAGCCCAUGUUUAUUAUCUUAUUUUCAACAAAGUAUUUUUCUUUUGUGGACAUGGGAGAAGACACUCUAAUCGUUAUGUUCAAUUUAAUUUCUUGACAUUCCGGGCACAACUUCUUGAUAAUUCACUUUGAAUAAACAUGAUACAAAUAUGACUGUGUUUUUUUUAUUCGCUGUUAAACUACCAUCAAUAAAACUCAAGACCUAUGCAUACUCUGUUUUAAAUUAAAAGCCCUUUAGCAAUAUUAGAAAGGGUUCUCGCUGUCCACAGAAGCUUAAGAGCAAAUCACUAAAAAUUAUUUUGAAUUUACCAUUUGCACUUGUAUACAUUUAAUUUAAUUACCUACUUAUAAGAAACUGUAUUCCUGUAUGUGCAGCACACAUUUAGAAUAUGUACAAAGUACUAAAGUAGUGAUGUUAGCUCAGUGCACAGACGUCCAAUCAUCUGUCUGAUGAUUCCUUAACAUAAAGAUUAGCUUCAUUACAGUGUUAUUUCACCCAUAAGUGCCUCCGUAUCCAUGUGAUCAUUAUCGUCAUGUUAGUUAGCUUAGAUGGAAGUACGAGAACAAGAUCCCGUUCAUCCGUAAAUCAUUUGGAAAAACAGUAGAUGUUUUCUGGUACUAAUCUGUGUGUCGAAGAAAUUAAACUUACCAUACUGCCCUUUUCAUUUUGU